AUGACCAGUUAUCAGUAUGACAGGUACGCCUCCCUUGUAAAAGAGAGGGAUCAUGGGUCAUACCGCUCGCCCUAUCCUUAUCUUAGCUGCAAGCGGAAGGAAGGUACCAAGUCCAUCCCUAGUCUGCGGGGCACCGACGGGACCCUAGAGGAGUCUCCUCGCGGGAUUCUGAAGGUGGUCCGCGACUACUAUAUUGAGCUCCUCGGAAAGGGCCGCCCCCAAUGUAGCGAGGAGGGAACCUCCCACGGGAGAAGGGUGGAUGACUUCUUGAGCGAGCUCAGGCUCCCUGAGCAUAGCGACCUUUCUUUUGACGAGUUGGUCAGCGAGAUCACCAUAGAAGAGGUCACAGAGAGUAUCCAACAGCAGAACAAGUGUAAGUCGCCAGGUCCUGAUGGUCUGACGGCCGAGUUUUACCAACAGUUCUGCGACCUCUUGGCCCCUCAUCUGACCGAGGUGUUUAAUGAGAGCUUGGCCACCCUCGAUGAGGACUUCUGCCCUGAUCUUGCUGUCCAAGCCGAACGUGCUCGACACAGCGGAUGUGGGGAACUGGCGCCCCAUAUCCCUGUUAAAUGUCGACAGGAAGGUCCUGGCAAAGAUUUUGAUGAAACGAGUACAGGGCAAAGCGAGGCGUGUCCUAUCCACCUCCCAGUACUGUUCAAUCGAGGGCAGAACUGUCUUUGAUGCCAUUUUCGAAGUCAGGGAAGCCCUCGAGAAGUGCAGGGACGGAGAAAGGGGGAUAUACCUUCUGGCACUUGAUCAGUCCAAAGCUUUUGAUCGAGUAGAUCACCGUUAUCUGUGGUCAGUCUUGCGGAAGUAUGGCUUGCCGGGAAAAUUCGUCAAUUGGAUAAUCACCUUGUACAGAGGGGCCGAAAGCUUCGCUCUUGUGAACGGGUGGAGGGGCAGGGCGUUUAGGAUCCGAUCCGGGGUCAGGCAAGGCUGUCCUCUCAGCCCACUCUUGUACGUGUUUGCAGUCGAUCCCUUCAUCCGAAGGGUCGAGGCAGGCACGUUACAGGGAGUGGCCAGGGCUCCGGAGAGGCCUUUACGGGAUGUUGCCUACGCUGAUGACAUCUCCAUAGUGGUCUCCAAUACUCGGGAGGCCACGGAGGUGGAUGAUUUAAUCCUAGCGUAUUCUGCCGCUUCAGCCUCUCGUGUCAACAGGGACAAGAGCGUAGUUUUCUGGUGCGGGAAGGAGGGGGACCAGUUUCCUCUUCCAGACGGUUUCCCGAGGGCCCAGCCUGAAAUUAAGAUCUUGGGGGUGGUGUUCGGACCAGAGGAUCUGGCUCUCAGGAACUGGACCGAACGGCUUGCCAUAGCUUCUAGCAAGGUGGAGGAGAGCCACAGGUGGAAACUGACGUUCAGAGAACGGGUGAACCUAAUCAAAACCUAUGUUCUGGCCGUAUUCGGCUACGUCAGUAACAUCUUCCUUUUGCCCAGGUCCCUCCACGCUCGGAUGUUUGCGCUGUUCUUCCGCAUGUUGUGGGGGAACAGGCUGAACCUCAUCAAAAGAGAGGUCACUUACCUGGCCAGAAAGGACGGGGGUCUGGCCAUGGUCAACCCCAUCGUUUUUUUAACUAACAACUUCCUGAAAAGGAACUUUGGGGCUCUCCUGAAGGAUGAGCAGCCUGGCUGGGUAUGUAUAUUCAGGGAGUGGGUCACACCUUUCCUGGUGGACUGGUUUCAGGGUGGGAGGGUGAAGAGCAUGAGAGUUCAGCAUUCUAGCUAUCUUCCGUCUUCGGUCAUCGAGGGAGUGGGAAUUCUGCACAGGUGGAACGUCACGGUGGAGGAGGUUCGGGACACUCCCAAGAAGCUUCUCGACGGGAGGGUCCUGGCCACCCACUUUGGCAUUCAGCUUGCUUUGAAGGACUGCCCGCCAAGUACUCUCGUCUCGGGGUUGAAAAACAUCAACUCCAGGCGCCUUCCGGAGAAAUACCAAGACGUGGCGUUUCUCUCCUUCCACGGUAGACUUUACGUUCGAGGGAACUUGAAGUACAGGAACAUAACGGAUCGUGGUUGUCCUCGGGUGGAAUGUUCCGGGGAAGUGGAGUCCAUGGACCACUUCCUCCUCGAGUGCCCCUUUAACGUACAGGUCUACAAAGAGGUCUCAGCCGCCUUAGGCAUCCCCUGCUUAUCCCGCUGGACUUAUGCGGAGUGGGCGUAUGGGACGUCCAACUCAAGGGGGCGGGCUUUUGA
Molecule: messenger RNA, 2190 nt
Organism: Pelobates cultripes (western spadefoot toad)
Lineage: Eukaryota; Metazoa; Chordata; Amphibia; Anura; Pelobatidae
Source: the annotation of a GenBank genome assembly